AUGUCAUAUCCUAGUCCACAUGAAACUCUCUCCACCGCCGACACUGCAGCAUUCCAGGACGGUCGUAAUUCUUCCUCGCAGAAGAGGGCUUCAUUUUUCCAAGAUAACCCGGCUCGAGAACUAGUCCCAAAGGACCCCUCAGUUCAUCCGCCGUUGUCAAUAGCAUCAUUUCUGGGGAAAAAGCUGCGCUGGAUAACACUUGGCGGGCAAUACAAUUGGACGGACAAAGUGUAUCCUUCUGAAAUACCCCCUCAAUUCCCGGCAGAUAUAGCCAGCCUGCUGCGCAAGAUCUUCCCCGAAACAAAACCGGAGGCUGCCAUAGUAAAUCUUUAUUCUCCUGGCGAUACCCUAAGCGUCCAUAGGGAUGUAAGCGAAGAGUGCGACACCGGCUUAAUAAGUAUUAGUUUUGGAUGUGAUGGUCUUUUUAUGGUGGGCCACUUGGACGGUGCUGGUUGUGAAAUCAUCCGACUGCGCUCGGGCGAUGCUGUCUACAUGUCUGGUCAGGCAAGCAAGAUUGCUCAUUGUUGGACUGUACAACCAAAUAUUGAUAUUUACGCCCAGCCAAGUUUUACCUUUUUCAAAUCGGCCAUAGUGUAUACAAAACGAUUAACACUACUCCAUCUUCCGGAUCGGUCGCUUCAUCUCCCCAAGUCAGCCCUCGAACCUGGUUCCUCGCACGUCAAGCAAGUGCUGAAGGCCGCUUACCAAGCUUGCCUCCCAAAAGGUCUUCAAAACGGCCUACUAGAUAUGCCAAUCCAGCUCUCACCCUCUUCGAGUUUCCACUCUGUUUGGACCCUAUUCCCAUCAUCGUUUGCCGAUGACUAUGACCAGUUGCGCCCGCAUUGCAAAUGCGUUUCAGCACCGCUGCCGACAGAUUCGAUUUUUCACCCCAACCAAAAAUAUGCCCACCAUUAUGGAAUCGAGCAAGUCAAGUAUGCGUAUGUCGAGGAAGGUGUCGAGCGCCUGGACUACUAUGUCCGUGGCGGAUACCAUCCAGUAAAAAUUGGUGACGAGUUCCAGGAAGGCCGCUAUGUCAUUGCCCAUAAACUUGGAUUUGGACGAUCUGCCACUACCUGGCUAGCUGAAGACAAAGUAAUAAAAAAACUUCUUAUCACCCUCAAAAUUUCCACUACAGAAUCAGUUGAGCGCACUCACGAGGAACAAAUUCUUUUACGACUGACUAAGUCUCGAUCAGUGUUGCCCGGAGAAGCCAUAAUCCAGACAUUGCUCGAUUCUUUUACCUUCUCUGGGCCUAAUGGGACGCAUCGGUGCUUGGCUACGGGUGCUGCAAGGGUCAGCAUUCACGUUGCAAAGGACAUAGCUUAUCAUCGCCUUCUCCAGCUUGAAGCCGCCAGAGCCAUUGCAUCCCAAUUGAUAUUGGCACUGCAAUUUGUACAUGCUCAGGGGGUUGUUCAUGGCGAUCUUCACGCUGGGAAUAUUCUCCUUCAUCUACCGCCAAAUAUUCGGAGCAUAACCCGUGAACAGCUGUACAUAAAUGUUGGAAGGCCUGACGAGGAGCCCGUUGUUCGUGCGGACGGUUUACCCCUUGAUAAUCGGAUUCCUUUAAAGGUCGUUUUCCCUGUGUUGCUGGGGCUUGGAAGUGAUGAGAUCAAGUUGGCCGAUUCUUCCAUUCUACUUACAGACUUUGGAGAAGCUUUUGAUUCUCAAAGAACACAGCGAUUCACUGCACAUGCACCAGUCCCCUUAUCACCGCCGGAAUCUCGAUUUGCGGAUGAACCGCUUUCUUUUCCAUCAGAUAUCUGGACGCUUGGGUGUGUGAUUUGGGACCUUUUUGGAUCUAGUCCACCAUUUGAAACUUUCCCCGGCUCGCAGGAUGACAUUAUCGUCGAGCAUGUUGAGACAUUUGGUAAACUCCCAGAUCAAUGGUGGAGCAAGUGGGAGACCCGCGGCAGCUGGUUUGAUGAAGAAGGUCAUAAAAACGUCAAGGAGAGCCUGCGGCAGUAUUACGGCAACACCAGCCGGAGCUGGACCCAGCGGUUUGCGGAGAUAAAUAUCUCACGGCAGAGCAAGAAGCUCGAGACCUUUGACCCUGAAGAGGAAAAAUCAUUUCAUGACAUGAUGCGAUCUAUGUUAGUCCUUGAGCCGAGUGAAAGGGCUAGCAUAGACGAUGUGGUGAGGUGUGAGUGGAUGCAGCGAUGGGGUCUACCUGAGUUUCAGAGAAUGCAAAGUGCUUUAAGAGACUGA
Molecule: messenger RNA, 2205 nt
Organism: Histoplasma mississippiense
Lineage: Eukaryota; Fungi; Ascomycota; Eurotiomycetes; Onygenales; Ajellomycetaceae
Exons: 4
Coding region: 1-2205 (734 amino acids)
Biological process (GO): protein phosphorylation; regulation of mRNA processing; spliceosomal complex assembly
Molecular function (GO): protein kinase activity; ATP binding
Source: RefSeq, a predicted model, not a curated record